Molecule: messenger RNA, 1230 nt
Organism: Suillus bovinus
Lineage: Eukaryota; Fungi; Basidiomycota; Agaricomycetes; Boletales; Suillaceae
Product: peptidase C13 family-domain-containing protein
Exons: 6
Coding region: 1-1230 (409 amino acids)
Biological process (GO): proteolysis; attachment of GPI anchor to protein; protein localization to cell surface
Cellular component (GO): GPI-anchor transamidase complex
Molecular function (GO): GPI-anchor transamidase activity
Source: RefSeq, a predicted model, not a curated record
AUGCGUUUCCAGCUGCUUCCCCAGGCUUGCCUCUUGUUGCUGACAUGUUUCAUGGCACGGGCAGCUGGCUCAUGGGGUUCUUCCGCGCCUGCUGGCGAGCGCGCAGCUGAUUUCUUCGGUAGACAUGAUUCGGGUUCAGGACACACCAACAAUUGGGCAGUCCUUGUAUGCGCAUCUCGGUACUGGUUCAACUACAGGCAUAUGGCAAAUGCCCUUGGAAUGUAUCGUACCGUCAAGCGUCUUGGGAUUCCAGACUCCAACAUUAUCCUUAUGUUGGCGGAUGACGUAGCGUGUAACGCAAGAAACAAAUUUGCUGGCAGCAUCUAUGCAGAAGCUGGCAGGCAUUUAGACUUGUACGGCGAGAACAUCGAGGUAGAUUAUCGUGGAUAUGAAGUAACUGUGGAGAACUUCAUACGCCUAUUGACAGGUCGGGUGGAUCCCUCUAUGCCACGGUCAAAAAGACUUCUGACAGACGACCACUCGAACAUAUUCGUCUACAUGACUGGGCAUGGAGGAAACGAGUUCCUCAAAUUUCAAGAUCAAGAGGAAAUAAGUGCAUUUGAUAUUGCUGACGCAUUCGAGCAAAUGUGGCAAAAGAAACGGUGGGAUUUCCCGUCGCGUCGUCGUAUACGAAGCUCACGAUGGACCAGAUACAACGAAAUUUUAUUCAUGAUUGAUACUUGUCAAGCGAAUACCAUGUACUCUCAAUCUUAUUCCCCAAACAUUCUCGCCACUGGGUCGUCUCAGAUUGAAGAGAAUUCUUACUCCUAUGAAAAUGACAAUGACAUCGGCGUCUCCGUCAUUGACAGCUAUACACACUACGUCCUCAAAUUCAUGGAGGGAAUAAACAAGACAAGUCAGGCAUCUAUGCAAGAUUUGUUCGAUUCAUAUGACCCGGUGAAAAUUUACUCUCAUCCAGGCAUCCGGUCCGAUCUUUUCCGCCGUUCCUUGGACAAGACGCUUAUCACCGAUUUCUUCGGGGGUGUUGCACAAGCUGAAGUCUUCCCAUUACAGGACAUCGUAGGCUCAAGUAACCACCAUGACAAGGAUCCUACUCUUCCUACUUCUUGGAAGCCAGACGCACCGUCUGUACCGGUAGUGUUGUCGGCAACCCUGCCGAAAUUGACAGGCGAGAUGCAUGAAUUGGAUAAUAAAUGGAAACAAGUCAGAAAAUGGACCUCCAUCUUUGUCGUAGGAUGUCUUGUAUUCUGGGUUCAUCUUGUACAGUAA